AUGUUGAAAUUACGGAUCUUACUUGCCUUUUGCUUGGCUUUCAUCGCGGUCAUUGCCACCUUUUCGCACGAUGACACUCAUCCUCUCGCCAACUCGACGAAUCCCCUCACAUCAUCAAUCAAGGCCCAGCACCUAGCGACGUCGCGACAGAUCCCGAGCGACAGCGAGAAGCGCGCCAAGUUCAGGGUUGGAGGAGAAAUCGAUUCCUUGGGAACAGAAAAGUCUCGAGCCCGACGACACCAUGGCAAGGAAAUGAUGCAUAUCUGGGCUCGGCAAAAUUCGACACCCUCUACCGAUCCGUCGGUGUCGCUCGCCACCGUCACGAUCACCCGGACUGCUUUCGUCGAAGUAGCUAGCGAAACCCAGGUUUUCGUUUCGACUCUCCUCCAGACCUUAACUUUCGUCGACCCCAUCUUGGUGACCGAAACGAGCACCAUCACCGUAUCGCCACCUCCCAGCGGCGUCGCAAAACGUCAUGUUGCAGCGCCGGUGAUCAGUCCUUGCCAUGACAUCUCAGCCUCAGACUCUGUCUCAUCGUCAGCCACCGCGACACCCGAUGCCGUCAGUCCGGUCGCGGUUCGACGUCAGGUACCCAAUGGACCGGUGACAGUGAUUGGCUUGGUAUCGGUUGUCACCAUCGAAACGACGGUCACCUUGACUAGGACGGGGAGUUUCGUCUCGACGGCGACAGUCGUUAACCCCGUCUUCGUUUCAGUUACUGCGACUCCUACGGUGACAACGACGCGAGACGUCUACAAGCAUUCAACCGCUUCCAACCUCGACAGUAGCUUCGUCGACAAUAGUUACUGCUCUCCCGCCUACGACUUCUUCAUUUCUGUCCCAAACUCUGGACACAAGCACUCUUGUCUUGACGACCAGCAGUGCUACAUCGAGCUCGGUCGAUCCCAGGGUUGGGGUCACGACUUGGUUUUCCUGGGACUCCGACGAAUUUACCUUUACGAGGGAGGUCCCAACAUCAACAACGACCCAGAUCACCACCAGCUCUACAUCCUCUUCAACGAGGAUUCCGCCUUCCAUGUCCACAUCCCCGAAGACGACUACCAAAUGACAUCGGCAGUGGCUGCAGCCGCCAUGAUCGACUCUAUGCCCUCUAACCCCGCGAUGCCCCACGACCGAAGCGCGGCGCUUGCCAGCGAAACGAGUGGUAACAGCUCCCUUGGGGAUGAAGUCCGUGUCAUCAUCCAACCAUCUGUGAAUCGCAGGACUCAGAGCAGUAGUCUCUUCCCCGUUACCAAGACCUGGCCGCGACCACCGGGCUACACAGGCGACACGUACAGCUUCUCGGCUGAUGAGAGCGGACAGUCGACCCCUCAGGAACCGAAGACGUGGAGCAACGCGAGCGAGUACGGAGGCUCAAGUAAUCGAGAGGGUUUGCCGGGUAGUGGUAAUCUGGGUUCGGCUGCGGCGCCCGCUGGAGAGAGGGAGGCUGGUAUGGCAGGAGAAGGAAGUAGAUUCUGA
This is a messenger RNA of Colletotrichum karsti, 1479 nucleotides long. RefSeq lists its product as uncharacterized. The coding region runs from base 1 to 1479 and encodes 492 amino acids. The transcript has 4 exons. The record is from RefSeq and is a predicted model, not a curated record. Lineage: Eukaryota; Fungi; Ascomycota; Sordariomycetes; Glomerellales; Glomerellaceae.